Molecule: messenger RNA, 4245 nt
Organism: Linum trigynum
Lineage: Eukaryota; Viridiplantae; Streptophyta; Magnoliopsida; Malpighiales; Linaceae
Source: the annotation of a GenBank genome assembly
ACGAACCACUCCGAAUGUCUGUGCCCCGCCCACACCAAUCGUCUGGCCGGCCGGCCGGCCGUCCGCCGGCGUUGGUGAAAUUGUAUCACGGCCUUUUUAGAAGGCGCCCAUUACCUAGCCCCAAACUUAACUGGGCUUGGGCUCUGCGAGCGGAUAAGGUUUCCGGUCUAAAUAUGUAUGGAAAAAGAUUUUAUUUUUCGGUGACCGUCUUAUUUAUUUAUUUAUUUUAUGUCUGUGGAGAAUUAGGGGUUCUCGGUCGAUGUCUUCCCUGUUUUCUACUUGUGCUGGUGCUGACUACUAACCCUACCUCCUUCCACCCGCCUACCGCCAUGGCCACCGAAACCUGCACGGCGGUUUCGGAUCGAUUUCGAGUCGGCAGAAAAAGACGGUCACUUCCAGAAGUCAAUACUCCUUCUCCGAUGAUGAUUAGCGAACUCGGAGACGAUCUCCUCAUAGAAGUUUUGAUUCGAAGCUUUCCGGAUCCCAGAUCCGCGUGCCGGAGCAAAGCCGUCUGCAAGCAGUGGAGAUCCCUGAUUUCUGAUCCCUGCUUCAGACGCCGCUUCCUCUCCCACCACCAGAGCAAGAGCAAACCGCCUCCUCCGAUGCUUCUCCUCUCACCCGCCAGCCUCCUGACCUUUCUCCCCAUGCCCGCCCGCCCUCCAGAGCAUUUCGCAGUUUUGGAUUGCUUCAAGGACUUGCUUCUAUGUGGGUUCGGGGAGGUAUUUUACCGCCGCACUAAUCCCCAGCUUGCCAGAUCGUACUUGCUCUGCAAUCCGUUUACGGAGCAAUGGAUCGCCCUUCCUUUGGCCCCUGAAAGGCCACUGGAGCUUACGGGAUUCUGUGCGAGGUUAGUUUGUGAACCCUUAGUAUCUAAUAGUCUUGAUGUAGGAUUUGGCCAUGAGUAUCGGUUUCGGGUUGUGUGCGUCUACCAAGUUGGGAAUUCUAUGAAACUGGAUGUGUUCUGUUCGGAGUCGGGUCAAUGGGUGAAGCACGCUAUUGUUCUUGAUGGUUAUCGCAGAUGCGGGAGGAAUAAUGUUGUUUCAUGCAGCAACGGUGUUUUGUAUUUGUCUUAUGCUAGAGCGCAAGACUUAGAUGCUGGGUUGUAUAGACCUUUGAUUGCUGGUUUCGAUCCUUUUCGCUUUGAUAAACCUCCCACUCUUAUUGAUGUUUCCCCUAUCAGCUCCAAAAAGCAUUGGAGUAUUUCAGUUUCACAAGGUGCUUUGCAUUUGAGUGUGUACGAGCACCAAAAACCUAUGGUCUUGAGUGUUUGGAGACUACGAGAUGACUGUAAACUUUGGAGAAAGGUAUGUGAAAGUGCCUUGAAGUCAUCAUCUGGGGAUAACUAUGAACUCCUGUUCCUUGGUGUUCCUUCUCUGCAUCCAGAGAUGCCAGAAAUUGCCUUCUUCACUAAUCUUCCCGGUAGUGUUGGUAGCCCUGGGCAUUGUCACGUGUUUUGCGAUUUGGGAAGCGGGGGAGAGCUAGAGUUCAUCUCUGUAGCAACUCAAUAUUUUGAUCGUUGGAGGGUUUUCCAGCCCAAGAUCUAUUGUUGGCCUACUCGAAUUCCAAGGUAUCAAAAGUUGCGAGGUUUGUACGAUGGAAACUACAGCUGUUGGGUUCAGAUCAACGAACCGUUAACUCCCUCAAUAACGGAAGAGCGGCAAUCUGUUGAUGGAGUUGAAGCUGGUCGUCAGAAGAAGCUGAAGGUGGCGAAAGGCUUGCACCUCCGCAGCAGUACAAUGAAAGGCAAUGGCUUUACGAGGGAAUGAUUAUCUAUAAGUGAAAGGGAAGGGACCGCUGAUUACCUGGUAUGGUAUAGUUUGGUGUUGUUUUAGCACAGUCCAAAGCUAUUUAAAGUAGAUGAAUUGGUAUUUAUCACGAACAGGUUACAGGUCAGCUGCAUGCUGUAUUUAAACUGUGUCAAGCUUAUGAAUGGUGUUUGCUUGAAUGUAUGGUUUUAGGAGUUAGAUUGUUGUAUUUAAGGAAAAUGCAGCGACCAAAACUCAGGUUGAUUGAUGUACCAAACCAUUGUCAAUAGAAAGUAUACAUCGACUACCUGGCUGGGGAAAGAUCACAACAAAUCAAGUCCUAAUCUUGACCCUGGCUGGCCUUAUCACUGUCGAUGUCGAGUACCUGGCGUGAGAUGCAAUGCUUGCACGAAGAGCAUUAGUUGAUUCUAGUAUAGCUGCAGCGGGAUGUGUUACCAGUCUAGGGGUGUACAUGGGUUGGGUGGUCCGGGUUUAGACAUUUUAAUCACCCGACCUAUGUACUACGGUUUGGGAAAUAUUAAACUCAAACCCACCCAAAAAAAAUCUAUACCCUACGGUUUGUUUCUAAUUGGGUUGGGUUGGGUUGACGAUAUUUUUAAGUAAAAAUCCAACCCAACACAAAAUAUGUAAUUAUUCUAAACCAUAAAAAUAUUUUAUAACUAAUUAAAAAUUCAAACGAAUAAACCGAGGUGAAAGGUAUCAAAAUUCACAUAUGUUGUUUGAAUUUUAAUAAAAUUUAAUUUCCUUCAACUUAUGUCUAGUUUUUUUCACGACAUUUGUUAAAAUAGGCUAAAAAGGUUACAAAUAAGUGCAUCCAUAAUAUGUUAUUCUAUUAAAAUUGUACACAAGAAAAAGAAUUAUGUGAAUCAUAGCUAUAUUAAAUUUAUGUAUAAAUUUUAAGCUGGAGAAUGCAUUAGAUUAGGCGGACCUUAAGAGAAAAACAUGGCGAAAUAUCUUAAUUUUCUCAUAAGUAUGGCUAUAUACGACAUAAAUAUUUUUUUUGGAUUUGAACUCAUACCAAUAAUUGGAACACGGGUUGGGUCGGUGUCUACGAGUUGUGUAAUCUAAAAUCCAAACCCAACUCAAAAGAGGCGGGUUGUACAUAACUUCAAUUUAAUUGGUACGGUGAAGCUGAAUUGCAUAAGUAUGUGGUUACGUUACGUACAGUAUAGUCCACAACUGUAUAUUUGGCCGCAAUUAAUAUGACAAUGUAGAAUUGAAUUGACAAUGUGUGUUGGAUUUGUACACGCAUCAUCACCCAUAAUUCUAGCGAAAACCGCAAACUUUCGGGUAUGGGGCCAAAGGCUGUUUGAUGAUGUGUUCAGAGUUUGGUUUCGCCUCGUUGGUUAGUAACUCACCAAGAGCCGUAUAUCUAGGACGAGCAUUCUUGUGGCUAGGCUUGAUGUGGGAUAGGGAGAGGUUUUUUUGUCCGCUUUUUGAAGUUUAAUUGUUUCCUUUUUUUUUAUUAUUUUGUCCAGCAUUUAUUAGCUCGCUUUUCAAUAGAAGAAAGAGUUACUAUCUUUUAUUUGCAACUCUCUUUUCCUCUUUCUUUGUUCCUUACUCUCUCCCAAUCUCCUCCUCCUCUAGAUCUAAUCUCUUCUUUAAUUCUUCAUUUUUUCUCUCUCCCAAUCUCCUUCUUCUCCAGAUCUAAUAUCUUUUUUACUUUUUCAUUUUUUUUCUCUCUCUAGCAAUCGACGAAGGAAAAGUGUAGCCUCCUUCUUUUGUCAAGUCCUCAGCCUCAAAAUUGGUGACACUCCAUUUCGACAAAGAGAGAACAGAUCUAGGUGAGUCGAGUUUGCAUAUUAUAUAUUUUAGUAUUUGUUUGUGAAUUUUCAAUUCCGAUCUUUCUCUUUUUGUCUUCUUUUGAUGUUCUAGAUUGCGGAGGAGGAAACGAGAGGAGGCAGAAGAAUGGCAUGUGAAGUAUGUCUUAGUUAUAUGUAUAUUGUUGUUACCAUAUUAUACCAUGGUGGCAUUGUGUGGUAACUAGAUGUGUAUUGUGGUUAUCAUACUAUACCAUAUGGUAAUGUGUGGUAACUCGAUUUAUACAUAUGGUUAACAUAUUUUACCAUGAUAGUAGAGGGUGGUAAUCGACAACAAUUCAGAGAAAGAAGAGUAAGAAGAUAAUAAAGGGACAAGAAAGCGAGAAAGUCGUAACUAUAUAUACCACAGUAUACAUAUUGUAAUGUGUGGUAACUAAAUGUAUUUUUAUGCAUACCAUAUUUUACUAUGGUCGUAGAGGGUGGUAAUUAGAUUUAUAUUUGUUGUUAUAUGGUUUACAUUCUCUUACCAUGUGGUAUUUUACGAUAGUUAGAUUUCUAAUUUUAUUUUAGCAUGUUAUAACAUAUGGUAUUGUAUGGUUAUUAGAUUUGUAAUUUUCUUUAGCAUAUUUUACCAUGGUAGUAGAAAGUGAUAGUCAUAUUCAUAUUCAUACUUGUAAUUACCCUUUUUAGCAGAGAAUCAUUAAAUGAAAAAAAUCAUC